UUCUCACUCACAACCCUAAACCUAAUAUCCUCAAAAACCCUCUCAUUUUUUCUCUUAACUUUUUUUCACUUCCAUGGCUACUACCAAAACCAGGCUCAUUUCCACCAUUUUCAUCCUCUCCCUCCUUACCCUUUCACCCGUAAGCAAGGCGUGUUGCAGAUGCACCACCCCAACUCCAGCUAAGGACAAGUGCCCUAUUGACACUCUUAAACUUGGUGUUUGCGCCGAUGUAUUAGGGCUAGUUCAUGUAGUCUUAGGAAACCCUCCUUCUGGGACUAAAUGUUGUGCCUUAAUUAAAGGACUUGCUGAUUUAGAAGCCGCUGCUUGCCUUUGUACUGCUAUUAAGGCUAAUAUUCUUGGCAUUAACUUAAAUAUUCCAGUUACUCUUAGUGUUCUUCUUAGUGCUUGUCAAAAAGAUCUUCCUGAUGGCUUCAAAUGCCAAUAAGCUAAGGAGAAUCGAGUCUUAUCUCAAUGAAGCAUGACCACGAACUUUUCCUAAAUUGGACCCAUGAAUUUGAUUUUCAUUGCCCCUUUUUAGCCGUUCCUUUACCUCAGUCUACCUGUAAAAAAAACACAAAAAUUUUUUGUUUAAAAAAAAAGAUGGGAAAUUUUUUUCCCAUUAUUAUCAUUUAAUUUGCAUUUAUGCCUAGCCCAUUGGGAUUACUAUUAUUAUAUAGCAAAGUUCAUAACAAUAUGAACAUUGAUAUAUAUAAUUAUAAUAUGGCUAAGUUAUUUUAAAAAUUGUUAUUCUUCAUCAAUUAAUUUGCAUGUAUUUGUAAUCUCAAUAUAAUGUACUUUUAUUUAAAUUUGGAAAGUUGGAAUAUGUAUCAUUUUUCACCGAAAGAGUUAAACUUUGACUCUUGUUAUCUCUU
Messenger RNA from Amaranthus tricolor (Joseph's coat), 872 nucleotides. RefSeq names its product 14 kDa proline-rich protein DC2.15-like. Lineage: Eukaryota; Viridiplantae; Streptophyta; Magnoliopsida; Caryophyllales; Amaranthaceae. The record is from RefSeq and is a predicted model, not a curated record. Bases 74 to 445 code for a protein of 123 amino acids. The transcript has a single exon.